AUGGAGGUUGUAUGGACGUUUCAAAUGCGGAACUAUGGAUGUCUAGUAGAUGUUUACUGGAUGUUAUGUAGAUGUCUAAUGGAGGUUUCGAAUCUCCAUGAUGGAGGUCUAGUGGACGUCCAUUGGAGGUUUUUGUUCCAUGUGGGGAUGGGUGGCAAGCCUGCAGGACUUGCGCACAGCAAGUGGCGCGCAGUGAGCAUAGAUAUAACGAUUCACUUGUAUGAGAUAAGAUUAAAAUAUAUGGUAUUAAUCCAAAUUGUAAGUAAUUCCAAUCGUCUUGAGACCUUCCGUAACAUGGUGUCAGAAGUGCGGCACAAACGCUACUUCUCAAGCAAAUGCAACAAAGCCAGGCUCAGGAGUCAGAAAAAAAACGCCAAAUGCUUACGAUCCAUAGGAGUCGCCUUCACCGAAUUAAAAAACCAACUGCAGCAGAUUGAGACAGGCGGCCAAAGGGCUACGGAUUUACAUCUCGACCUCACGAAUACAUCUAAAGCCCAUAUAAUACAAAACAUACCAUGGCCUCAGCCUUUAGAAGUCGAUGUUGGAAAUAUCAAUGACAACUUCGACCUUUUUAAACAGAACUGGAACUCAUAUAUCGUCGCAUCGGGGAUCGAUAAAUGGGGACCGCAAGAAGAGGUACGCAAGAUAAAUAUACUUUUAUCUAUCAUAGGUGACAAAGCCAAAAAGAAGUUUUCCAACUUUUAUUUAACGGAAACAGAAAAGACUUCGGCCGAAAGAGUUCUCCAGUUAAUUAGUGAGCGAGUCAAAUCAGAUCGAAAUUUGUUGUAUGACAGAUAUAUGUUUCAUACGUGCAACCAACAAGAAGACGAGUCAUUUGACGAUUAUUUUAUCAGAUUGAAACAGAUUUUCGACGUUUGUGAGUACAAUCAAAACGUGACAGCCGACAAUAUUUUGAGAGAUCGCUUAGUUUUUGGUAUUCGCAAUAUGGAUUUAAAGAGAAAAUUUUUGAAAGAGGAUCUGACAAUUUUUACCUUAGAUAGAUUAAAACACACAUGCAGAGUAAAGGAGACGACGGAUCAGCAACUUCAAACGUUAGUUUCUGAAAACAAACCAGUUCACAUGAUAACAGAUAAGAAUAGAGCGAAGAAGGUUUGUAAAUUUUGCGCAAGGGUACACCUUUUUAAGAAAGAAUUGUGUCCCGCUUGGGGAAAAUCAUGCUCUAUUUGUAGCGGAAAAAAUCAUAUUUCCCAAGCAUGUAAGAAAAAUAAGAAGGCAAUUCAGCAGAAAGGUACAGUGGAGAAAACGAAGAAACCCCGAAGAGUCAAGAAAAUCGACAAGGAGACGCAAAGUGAAGAGGAAACAGAGGAGGAAGAGGACACACAGGUUUUCAAAAUAUCAAAAAUAAAUAAAAUUGAAGUAACCAAACGGAAAAGCCGUGCGGAAUUAAAUUUUAAGUUCGCAGGGAGAUGGAAAAGAAUCCUCUGUGAUUUAGAUACUUGUUCAGAAGCCAACGUUAUCGGAUUUAAAAGGUAUUGUAAAUUAGUGAGAACGUCGAAUCCAACACUCAGACCUUCAAAUGACCAAUUAAGAAGCUUUGGAGGUGAUCCUAUCAAGACAAUGGGUGAGGUAAUAGUUCCCUGUUUAUAUAAAAGGCGAAAGCACAUCAUAUUUCAAGUAGUUGACGUGGACCAUGGACCUUUAUUGUCCGAAAGAACAUGUUUAACCUUAGGUUUAGUAAAAUACUGUUUCAAGUUAAGCAAGACGAAAACAGAUCCAACACUUAUACAAGGCAGAUUGGAGGCGGAAAGGAUCAUCGCGAAACACAAAUCCAUAUUUGAAGGGUACAGCUUAAUCCCAGGAGAAGUAGAGUUAGAGGUCGACCCAAACAUACCAUCUGUAAUACAACGGGCACGGAGGAUUCCCAUUUGCGUGCGAAAGGAUUUAGAAAACGAGCUGGCGGUAUUAGAAAAAGAAAAUAUUAUCGUACGAGAAUCAGAACCGACAGACUGGGUACAUAAUAUUCUGCUGGUAAAAAAGAAUAAUAAUUCACUAAAGAUAUGCAUCGAUCCAGUGCCUUUGAAUACGGCCUUGAAACGCCCACACUUUCAAUUCACCACGUUGGACGAGAUUCUCCCUGAGAUUGGUCGAGCUCGUGUGUUUUCUACGGUGGAUACGAAGAAAGGAUUUUGGCAAAUCAAACUAUCGGAAAAGAGUAGUAAACUUAUUACUUUCUGGACACCAUUUGGUAGAUACAGAUGGGUGAGGUUACCAUUUGGUGUAUCUCCAGCACCGGAGAUUUUUGCACAGAAAAUGCAAGAAAUUACUCAGGGCCUUAAAGGCAUAGAGAUACUCGUUGACUAUAUUUUAGUAUACGGCUGCGGCGGAACUAUGGAAGAAGCUACGCGGGAUCACAAUAAAAAUUUAGAAGAGUUGGUGCUUAGAUUGGAAAAGAACGGUUGUAAACUUAAUACAAGCAAAUUAAAUUUGUGUCAGGACUCCGUAAAAUUUUUCGGCCCUCUGUUGACAAGCAAGGGUCUUUUGCCAGAUGACACGAAGGUUGAAGCAAUCAAAAAUAUGCCGGCACCGCAAGACAAAAAAGGCUUAUUACACACCUUGAGAAAAUUAACCAGAGAAGACACUCCGUGGGCAUGGACGUCGAUUGAGAACAACGAAUUUAGGAAAAUAAAAACCUUAGUGGCUAAUAUCCAUAGCCAACAAUAUUUUAAUCCACAACAACCUGUCACAAUAGAAUGCGAUGCAAGUGCAACGGGUCUUGGUGUGGUAGUCUACCAGCUGGAGCAAGUUGUUGGAUAUGCAUCGAGAACUCUCACACCGACAGAGAGAAACUACGCUCAAAUUGAGAAAGAGAUGCUAGCUAUCGUAUUUGGAUGUACCAGAUUUGACCAGAUAAUCGCAGCUCCAAAACGACUCCAACUCAUGUUGAUGACGCUUCAACGAUAUAAUCUGGAGGUACAAUUUGUUAAAGGAAAAGAGAAUGUAGUAGCUGACACUCUUUCAAGGGCGGCAUUAAAGAACGACAACACGAAUCAGAGCAGGGUAUACAACCGCAAUGUUUUUGAAAUCGGUAAAGAUGUCAAAGUCUGUCGAAUGAUAGAAAAAGCCAACGUACACGGAACUCUACGAAUUACACCGGAACGAGUCGACCAAAUUAGAGAAGCAACAUUAGGCGAUACUACUAUGCAGCGAUUGGUCUCGUACAUUGUAACAGGCUGGCCCAGAAACGACCAAAUUGUUAUACCUUUCGCGCUACGGAAGACUAUGAUCGAUAAGGUCCACGUGGCACAUUCCGGUGUGACAGCUACACUUAAUCUUGCUAGAGAGACGAUAUUUUGGCCCGGCAUGUCAGAACAAGUGAGGCAAAGAGUGCAGAACUGCAAUGUUUGUAUGGAGUUCAGAGACUCCCAACAAAAUCCUCCCAUGCAAUCACAUGAGAUUCCACAGUAUCCAUUUCAGUUUAUUUCGAUGGACGUAUUUUUCACGGAGUAUAAGGGUAAAAAGAGGAAAUUUCUUAUCACAGUCGAUCAUUAUUCGGAUUUCUUCGAGUUAGACAUCUUACCAGACAUAGUAUGUAGCGACAACGGCACAAACUUUGAAAACAAACUGAUGCGAAGUCUGGGACAGGAAUGGGGCUUCGAGUUUGUUACCUCAGCUCCAAAUCAUCAACAAGACAACGGGAAGGCAGAAGCAGCAGUAAAAAUCGCAAAAAAACUGGUAAGGAAAUCAGAACGAAGCGGACAAGACCUGUGGUACAUGGUGCUACAUUGGAGGAACACGCCCAACAAGAUAGGAUCCAGCCCGGUACAACGACUUUAUUCCAGACGAACUCGCUCCGGACUCCCGACCGCGAUCUGCAGUCUUCAACCCAGAAUCAUACAGGAAGUACCAGCAAGAAUAGAACACAAUAGACGGAAAAGCAAGUAUUAUUAUAAUAUGAAGUCAGCAAAUUUACCCGAACUAGAAGAAAUAGGCCAACCAGUGGCACUACAGUUACAUCCUGAUAAGAACAACUGGAGUAAGGGGACGGUGCACGACAAACUAAGUAAAAGAGACUACAUCGUAAAUGUAGACGGCGCGAGAAAUCUAGUCCACAUAAAACCAGCUCCUCCGGACGAACAUAAGAAAAUAAUUCCUUCAAACGAAUUGCCGUUGGAACACACACCCACUACAGACCUUAACUUAAGCGAUACAAUAUCCGAUAACAUAAUACACACGAAGGAAGGAUAUACCAAAUCGGAGAAGACCAAUAUAGAAAAGGAUAGUCAACAGUUGGAUCAACUCAACACCCAGCGACAGAAUAUACACCAGCAGAUAUCGUUGGAACCAGUAAAAAAGGACUACAAAUUAAUACUAGACCCACGAGAAUUCACAAAAUGCCAAAGAAUUUAG
This is a messenger RNA of Ooceraea biroi (clonal raider ant), 4368 nucleotides long. RefSeq lists its product as uncharacterized. The record is from RefSeq and is a predicted model, not a curated record. Gene Ontology annotation, biological process: DNA integration. Gene Ontology annotation, molecular function: nucleic acid binding. NCBI's taxonomy places the organism in Eukaryota, Metazoa, Arthropoda, Insecta, Hymenoptera, Formicidae.